UUAUCUUCUUCACCUGGUUUUUUUACCUCUGCACAGCUCUCAAUCUCUAGCUAGGAGAGUAGGCUAACCAUGUGGGGUGUGUCGAAAAACCCAUCUCAGCUUUCAAACAAGAAGCAGGAAAAAGGAGGCUUAGCAGAGAGUUUUAGGCCAGAAAACUUCAUUCCGGGCCUUAUCAUUGGUUUCAUUUUUGGCUUGUUUUUGGAUUUGUCAAACCCUUCAAAAAAUCAAAAAAAGAAGAAGAAUUUUUUGCCUGGAAAGUCCCAGCAGCAAUGUCUGGAAGAUGGUGACAAGGAGCUUAAAAUGGUUUUUGUAGUCAGACAAGACCUGAAGAUGGGUGCUGGAAAAAUUGCAUCUCAGUGUGCACAUGCAGCCACUGGCAUGUAUUCAGAGCUGAUUUAUAGGUAUGCAGGUUGUGAUAAUGAGGAUCUGUUUAACUCUAAUACCCACCGGAUUCUCUUGAGACAAUGGGAGCAAUCUGGACAGCCCAAAAUAGUUGUUACAUGCAAGAAUCAACAAGAAAUGAACAAGAUAAGGGAAGCAGCUGAGAACAUUGGCCUUCCAACUUUUGUUGUUGCUGAUGCUGGACGAACACAGGUUUCAGCUGGGUCGAAGACUGUUCUUGCUGUUGGACCUGGGCCAAAAGAAUCAGUUGAUUCAGUUACAGGAAAACUGCGGCUCCUCUAAUGUCAUGGAAAUAAAAGAUUGCCUCUCUGGUCAAAUCUCUGAGGUGACCUGACCCAUUGUCUUUGCAACUAAUUCUUUCUCAUUUCAUAUUCUCGAAGGAGAGAAUUUUUCCUCGUUGAUUGCCUGUGGAAAUGUUCAAGGUGGAAUAGACCAUGCUGCAAGCAGUUGCCUAUUGAGAUGUCUUUUUACAGCCUUUUUCAACGGGAGGAAAAAUGCUUAUACUUGAACAUAUUGUUCCAGAAGCAGGUGGUUUCUAGAUCGACCGAUUGUUUGCUGGGAGAAAUUGAGGAAUGGAAAGCUGAUCUGUUAUCUUUUUGUUUCCUUUGUAUGUAUAUAAAUGGUAGGUGUAAGCUUCAUGGCCGACACUGUACUCCUAAUCAUUACAACUGAUAACAUUUGUCUUGGGCUACAUAAUAGAAGUAGUCUUUCCCCAUUACCUAA
Messenger RNA from Populus euphratica (Euphrates poplar), 1125 nucleotides. Its product is annotated as Peptidyl-tRNA hydrolase II (PTH2) family protein. NCBI's taxonomy places the organism in Eukaryota, Viridiplantae, Streptophyta, Magnoliopsida, Malpighiales, Salicaceae. Bases 70 to 684 code for a protein of 204 amino acids. The record is from RefSeq and is a predicted model, not a curated record. Gene Ontology annotation, molecular function: peptidyl-tRNA hydrolase activity. The transcript is spliced from 8 exons. Gene Ontology annotation, cellular component: cytosol; mitochondrion.